Malassezia sympodialis ATCC 42132 is the source of this 495-nucleotide messenger RNA. RefSeq lists its product as uncharacterized. Gene Ontology annotation, molecular function: cytidine deaminase activity; zinc ion binding. The transcript has 2 exons. Lineage: Eukaryota; Fungi; Basidiomycota; Malasseziomycetes; Malasseziales; Malasseziaceae. Gene Ontology annotation, cellular component: cytosol. The record is from RefSeq and is a predicted model, not a curated record. Bases 1 to 495 code for a protein of 164 amino acids.
AUGGAUCGAGCAGCGUGGGUCGCUGAGCACCGCGUUCGCCUUUUAGAGCAGGCCGUCGACGCAAAGAACCUGUCAUACUCGCCCUAUAGGUACGGGCAUGGCAUUGACGCCAGUGUUUUUCGAGUAGGCGCCGCACUACUCCUCGACGACGGCACGAUUGUGCAAGGGGCCAACGUAGAAAAUGCGUCGUAUGGUGCCUGUAUCUGUGCCGAGCGUUCGGCGAUCUGCCGGAAGAUGGUCGAUGCUGACCUUCGCACGAAACAGAUUGUGGCCGUAGCCGUUUCGUCCGACAACGAGGCGCCCUGUACGCCCUGUGGGAUCUGCCGGCAGGUUGUGCGGGAGUUCUGCACGCCGUCCACGCCCAUAUUCAUGCCAUACAAGCAGUGGACGGCAGAGGCCGACCGUCCCGAGCAUGUGUUGGUGUGCACACUAGAGCAGCUGCUGCCACACAGCUUUGGGCCAGAUAUGCUGCACUUAGAAGGAAGGGGUACCUAG